UUCCAGUUUCCCCAUUCUCUAUUGAAAGUUCAGGUCGAUCGCUUCAGGCCCAGGCUCCGUAUAAAUUAGUUUCCAUUUAUGUGAAUUUUUGUGGCAUUGCUCGUGCAAAGAUUUUUAAAAUUAUUUGUGCAAGGAAAUUUUUUAUACUCGUGGACGAUAUCGAAUAAUUGGCAGCAAGGAUGGCUAGCAAGACGGCAGGCAAGACAGCCGAUAAGACGGCAGAAACCAAGCCUGCGGAGGAGGAGCAGCCACCGGUGGAAAAGAAGCCUCCACCAAAGCCAGUAGAUGAGCAGCCAGAGAUAAACUGGGACUCCUACUGGAAGAACAAUGGCAUGAUGAGCACCAAAAUGACCAAGACUAAGGAUGAGUACAUGACCUGCUCGGUUAAGAAGAACAAGGCCGAGCAGGAGAAGCUCCCAAAGAAACCCAUCUGCUGCUCAGGCUGUCCUGUGAAGGAUCGGGACAACGUCUACACCCCAAAGUGUCCAUCGAAGGGCCAAAAGGGCAAGGCCAACAAGCCCUAUAUGAACUGCUUUGCCUGCAAUAUGAUCUGCCAAAAAUUGGACAUGCCCGGCUGGGAGUUCGAGUGCCGCGAUCAACUACAGAUCCGAGUGACUGUCUGCAAGGGAUGCAAAAUCGUUUUGGACGCGAGUCGCAUCAACGUGAACUGCCUGCCCCAGGAGAAGUCGGCAACAUUCAGCAAGGAGCCAGAGUGCCUGCUAAGGCAACUUAGGGAGGGCAUAAGCUUGGGACUUGUCUACAUGAGGAAGGAAAUAGGUCGAGGCUGUUACUUCGUACCCGAUGCUGUGAUAUACCGCAUGACCCACAACCUUUCGGAAACUGUCCACGACGGGGAGGUGGAACUCACCUGCAAGGGUUGCACCGUCGGCAUCUGCCGUGUCCGCUUCUCCUUAACGAUGAAGUGCCAGUCCUUAGAAGUUGCGGAACAUGGAUGGCCGGAACGGUUGGCGGGCGGCCAAGACCGGGGCAAUACCUCCCCCCAGAUGACAAGCAGGAGCAGUGGCUGGCCUCGGCGCACGGAGAGAAGUCGCUCGUGGACCUCCUCGGAAGUCAUCGAUCUGCGGGAUUGUGGUAGCACUUGCAAGGGUAGGCCACCGAGAAAUACCUAUUCCUGGCCAUCCUCUGAUAUCGCGGAUAUCCGGCAAUGCGGUGGCGCGAUGUUGCAGACGCAGGAAAGGGCGUGCAGUCCCUCCUUCAGCUCCUCCAGCCUCAACGAAGAAACACUUUGCGGAUCAUGCCCCAAAAAUAUUGAUACCAACGUGGACCCGGAGGAUUUGGACUUUAUGGAGCAGAAAACAUCUGCACAGUCGUGUAAUCCCGACUUCUGCGCUGCCCAGGCUGAAGAUGGAAGGCUCGUCGACAUGGCAGGUCCCUUUCCCGUCCGCAAGUGCCCGAAGGACGACGGUUUCUGCUUAACUAUUGACUCUCCGCUAGGGCCAUCGGCCCAGUUCUCCGCCCAAUUGCAAUCUCCGAUGGGAGAAGGAACCACCAACCGGAUGGCACCGAAGAUGUCGUCGCCAAUCCUCAAGCAAAUGCACAUAAGCGACAUCAGAGCCUGUAUUCUCUGCGGCGAGGAUGUCUCUUGGAUGCCUAAGAUAGCCGCGUGUCCCUACUGCGGGUACAAGCCGGUGCCAGACUUCAAAGAGAAACCCUACGACGAGGAGGCCACGGCUGAGAAAAUUCUUUUCGACCAUUUGGACAAUCAGGAGGAUUUCGAUAUGGGCUCUGUGGAAGGAUGUCCCGCGGGGAAAGUUAAUGUGGAGAACGAUCGUACCUCGGAAGCUUUUGAGGCGGUGGUGCGGGACUAUCAGUUACUUAAAAGAAGCAUUCGGGAAUCCUCCAGGAUGAAAACAUGUCAGCCUGCAGUUGAAAAACCAACGAGGCCAGAUCCAGUUGAAGAACAUAAACCGCAGAACCUGGCCAAAGUCUUCGCCGAGCUCAAGGACCUAUUUAAAGCGAAGACAGCUGAAGAGGCAAAGAACCAGAAGAUCCAGGACAUAUGCAAUGAUGCCUGCCACUUGGCCAGGUUGCGCGUCAAAAAGUCAAGGAGUCAACGCAACGCGGAUCGGAAAAAAGCUGGAGAGGUGGCUGGGGCGGAAGAGGACCCCUGCACUGACCCCAAACCUCUAAAGAAGCGAAAGUAUAAGACCAAGCGACCCUACAAAUCCCGCUACUACUCCAUGUACAAGCCCAGGGAGCGACCCCCGAGACCCACCAGCGUCCCCGAAGACAUACAGGUGCCGGGCCACAUGGGCUGGCUGUGGACUGCCCAUCCGCUGGCCUCCCAGCCAGGCUGGCGACCAGGAGCCAUUAGGCGCUCUAUACGCGAUCUGAUGAGCUACUUCCUGGCCGACUACCCGAUAGACAGCAUUCCCGUGUCCAAGUACAUGUCGUAUUACAAGAACAAAAAGCCCCCAAAGACUUCGUCGGCAAAGAAGGAAGAAGAUAUGACGCAAGUGCCCACGUUGCAUAUCGAGAAAAAGAACGACAUCUUCACCAUCACCCUGAGACCCUUGAAGGAUGCUGCGACCUUGGCGAAGUCGGCCAAUCCGUAUGUCAACAUGAAACCCGUCCAGUUCCGGAUCGUGAAGAAUCCUUUUAUAAAGGAGCUGCGUGAUCUGAAGCGCUGCCUCAAGGGCAUUGGCUUCAGCAGUUGCACCUGCCACAAGCCGGUGAUGCAGUGCUACUGCCGGAGUUUCGUGGACAAGAAACGUCUGAUCUACUGUUUGCGGAAGGAGUGCGAGCAGCGUAAGAUGGACUCCUGCGAGGAUGAACUGGUGCUGUCGGAGACCUCGGACAGCGAGGCGGAGUUCGAGUUCGGGGUCACUCCUCCCGCUGGGCUGAUGCAUCCGGAGCGGUUGAAGAGCUCCCACGUUAAAAGCGUGGAGACCCAGUACGACGAAGCCGACUGGGCCCAGCCGAGCAGCUUCCCCCACCCGGCGACUCCUCUGGCCCAGUACUGCGCCUGCGUGAUGGGCGACCGACAAAAGACCUUCAAUUGGAUCUACGGCAAAGGAGUCAUAGACCCUCCACAAAAGCCUCCCAAGAUGAGGAACCCUCCCAAGGACAAGAAGAAGAAGCCUCGUCAGGCUGGUGGCUUCGAUCCGCAGAUAGAAGAAUUUUUACCUCAUGAACUCUCACGUUACGACGGAAGCCAAUCGGUGCCAGUGAAAAGAAACUAUUUAGCUCCAUUGCCGAGUUACAAGCCACCGGAUUAUUCUUCCGACUCGGAGCUUCCGCUGAGCGGCAGCCACAUGAAGCUACUGGAUCGAGCUGCCUAUCCGCCGUCAGCUCCCCAGCGCCGGGAGCCCUGGGCUAGGGAGUUGGAGAAGAUGCUCGAGCGGAAGAAGAUCAAGCGCAGGACCAGGAGGCUGGUCCGCUUCGACAACACCCUGGUGCCACACUCCUCAGACGUUCAGUUGUAGUCUAUCAUUACACUGGAUUAAAGCCAAGUCCAUCCGUCAGCCAUCCAUGUCCCGAAAAAUAGGUAUUUGUGUAAAAUUUCUAGUUUUAAUAAAACGAGAAAUUUGUA
Messenger RNA from Drosophila ananassae, 3553 nucleotides. RefSeq lists its product as uncharacterized. The record is from RefSeq and is a predicted model, not a curated record. Bases 180 to 3446 code for a protein of 1088 amino acids. NCBI's taxonomy places the organism in Eukaryota, Metazoa, Arthropoda, Insecta, Diptera, Drosophilidae. The transcript is spliced from 4 exons.